Molecule: messenger RNA, 1892 nt
Organism: Marmota monax (woodchuck)
Lineage: Eukaryota; Metazoa; Chordata; Mammalia; Rodentia; Sciuridae
Product: keratin, type II cuticular Hb5-like
Exons: 9
Coding region: 40-1509 (489 amino acids)
Biological process (GO): intermediate filament organization; keratinization
Cellular component (GO): keratin filament
Molecular function (GO): structural constituent of skin epidermis
Source: RefSeq, a predicted model, not a curated record
CCUUCACUCCUCUCCCUGUCUGUCCAGCACAGCAAAGGCAUGGCAAGCCGCUCCUACCGCAUCAGCUCGGGCCGCGGGGUGAGGAACUUCAGCUCCUCCUCUGCUGUGGUGCCCAAGCUGGGGGCUUACAGCUGUGUCAGUGCCAUGGCCCACCGUGGGGGUGGUCCUGGGGGGCCGGGCUACAGACUCCUUGGGGCCUUUGGCAGCAGGAGCCUGUGUGUGGUGGGCUCCCCCAGGGUGGCAGUGAGUCGCCGAUGGCCCAGUUUUGGCUACCGGGCAGGGGGUCUUUGUGGGCCCAGUCCCCCCAGUAUUACCUCUGUGUCAGUCAACGAGAGCCUGCUCACGCCCCUCAACCUGGAGAUCGACCCCAACGCGCAGUGCGUGAAGCACCAGGAGAAAGAGCAGAUCAAGCACCUCAACAACAAGUUCGCUGCCUUCAUCGACAAGGUACGUUUCUUGGAGCAGCAGAACAAGUUGCUGGAGACCAAGUGGCAAUUCUACCAGAAUCGCAAGUGCUGCCAGAGCAGUCUGGAGCUGCUGUUCGAGGGCUACAUCGAGACCCUGAGGCGGGAGGCCGAGUAUGUAGAGGCUGACAGUGGGAGGCUGGCCUCGGAGCUCAACCACGUGCAGGAGGCGCUGGAGGGCUACAAGAAGAAGUAUGAAGAGGAACUGGCCCUCAGGGCCACAGCUGAGAAUGAGUUUGUCCUGCUGAAGAAGGACAUAGACAGUGCCUAUCUGUGCAAGGCAGACCUAGAGGCCAAUGUGGAGCCGCUGAGGGAGGAGGCCAUCUUCCUGAGGACCCUCUACGAGGAGGAAAUCCUCAUCCUUCAGUCACAAAUCUCUGAAACCUCAGUGGUGGUGAAGAUGGACAACAGCCGGGAGCUCAAUAUGGACACUGUCUUGGCUGAGAUCAAGGCUCAGUAUGAUGAUAUUGCCGGCCGCAGCCGGGCUGAGGCCAAGUCCUGGUACCAAACCAAGUGCGAGGAGAUGAAGGCCACAGUAACCCAGAAGAGUGAGAACCUCUGCAAAAGCAAGGAUGAGUUCAACCAGCUGAACCGCAGCAUCCAGAGGCUGACAGCAGAGGUGGAGAACGCCAAGCAGCAGUGUUGCAAACUCGAGGCUGCCAUAGCCGAGGCAGAGCAGCAGGGCGAGGCAGCCCUGAGCGAUGCCCGCUGCAAGCUGGCUGAGCUGGAGGGCGCCCUGCAGAAGGCCAAGCAGGACAUGGCCUGCCUGCUCAAGGAGUACCAGGAGGUGAUGAACUCCAAGCUGGGCCUGGACAUCGAGAUCGCCACCUACAGGCGCCUGCUGGAGGGCGAGGAAAACCGGUUGUGUGAAGGCGUGGGAUCAGUCAACAUCUGUGUAAGCCGUUCCCACGGUGGCGUGGUCUGCGGGGACCUCAGUUCCACUGUCUCUCGUGGCCUAGGGGGCAUGGCCAUCGGUGGAGGUGCCUUGUGCUCCCCUUCUGUAGUGGGGGCCUGUUCAAGUGCAAGAUCUAUGCGGUUUGCAUAGACGGGUGUGGGUCUCUGGAUGGAUUGGGUCUCUGGGGGGCACUGGGUUUCGAGGGGCAAGUCUUUUUUCUUAUGGCCCAAAUGUCAGUUUAAUAACUUUCCAUUUCAGGAGUAUAGAAGUAAUUCUCCAGUUUCCUUCUUAUUAGAGUUGUGAUUAUUCAUCAAUUGUAAACCUUGGGUUUGGCAGGGAGGUAGGUAGAAGCAUGCUUAGCAUAUGGGAGAGUCCUCAUGCUCUGCCCUCAGAUAAGAGGGGCUGCAGAUGCUGCCUCACAUGGUAGGGGUAUUGGGGGAUGUGGGACUAGGGUUACAGGGAAGCCUCUCACUUGAUCUGAGAGAUUGGAUGUUCCCUGAGCCCCUUACUGGGCCUCUUAUGUAUUCAUAUAU